This is a messenger RNA of Caenorhabditis remanei, 1233 nucleotides long. RefSeq lists its product as uncharacterized. Bases 1 to 1233 code for a protein of 410 amino acids. NCBI's taxonomy places the organism in Eukaryota, Metazoa, Nematoda, Chromadorea, Rhabditida, Rhabditidae. The record is from RefSeq and is a predicted model, not a curated record. Gene Ontology annotation, biological process: DNA replication, synthesis of primer. Gene Ontology annotation, cellular component: alpha DNA polymerase:primase complex. The transcript is spliced from 7 exons.
AUGUCCUACAACUCUAUCAGACUGCCUCAAGACUUACCCAUUUACUAUAAAAACUUCUUUCCUGCUAAGCCGUUCGUUAAAUGGCUCCGAUAUGGCCUCAGUUAUGGAGACUAUUUCAAUCGACGUGAAUUUGCUUUUAUUCUCGCCGAUGACGUUCAUAUCAGAUAUCGCAGUUAUCACGACGAACUCUCAUUUUUUAAAGCAUUGACAAGCACUAACCCGGAGAAGCUUGAUAUCGGAGCUGUAUACAAUCACGAACCGAUCAACAAUAAAAGACAUACAGAUUAUCAGGCUGUUGAGAGAGAACUUGUUUUUGAUAUCGAUUUAACUGAUUACGAUCCAAUCCGUAAUUGUUGCAAGAAUGCUACAGUCUGUCAAAAAUGCUGGAAAUUUAUGGUUCUCGCUGUGAAGAUUUUAGAUUUUCAACUUGAUGACAUGUUCGGUUUUAAAGCCCGUAUGUGGGUUUUCUCCGGAAGAAGAGGAGUCCAUUGUUGGGUGGGAGACAAGAAAGCGCGCAUGCUCAAUAACACACAAAGGUCUGCGAUUGCAACAAGAUUGAAUUUGUUCAAGAAAAAUGGACAUUGUGAAGUAACAGAGGGUCGCGCCAAAAUGACGAGAGUUCCUCCAAUUGUUCGUGAUGCUUUCAAUGUUGCAAUGAAAGAUGGAAUAUUCGAGAAGAUGGUUUUGGAACAAGGAUGGUUGGAAAAUAGUGAUUUCCUGGACUAUCCCUAUCUAUCCGAAGGCUUUCGAAAACAAAUGCUCGAUCUUCUAGAAACGUUCAAAACACCGGAAGAACGAUGGCAUAUGCUUCGUUCAGUGUUCGAUGAAGGCUAUCGCCGGAAUCUAACAUCGAAUGACGGCCUCCAAGAUGUUAUGCCGGUGAUGAGAGAUCGCAACUUCCUGCUGUAUUUCGUACUCCAAAGAUGUUAUCCGCGUCUUGAUGUAAAUGUAUCCACAGGAACUAAUCACUUGCUCAAAUCUCCGUUCUGUAUCCAUCCCAAAACUGGAAAUGUCGCUGUUCCAUUGAAUGUGGAAAAAAUUGAUGUAUUCGAUGUCAACAGUUGUCCCCGGAUUGAUCGAGUUGUCGAAGAACUGAGCAGUCUUCUGGCUGAACGAGAAGCAGACGAAAAUGAAGAUUCGAAGAAUCGCAAGUUCCUGCCAUACAAGCAUGGAGCACUGGCUCCAUAUGUUGAAAACUUUGAGAAGUUCGUUUAUCUGGCAUGUAUCUCAUAA